AAGCUACCUCCGCCGAAGAUCAUCUCUCAGGAGACGAGCAGUUCUGAGGAGACGAAGCUACCUCCGCCGAAGAUCAUCUCUCAGACGUCGAAGCUACCUCCGCCGAAGAUCAUCUCUCAGGAGAAGAGCAGUUCUGAGGAGACGAAGCUACCUCCGCCGAAGGUCCUCUCUCAGGAGACGAGCAGUUCUCAGACGUCGAAGCUACCUCCGCCGAAGAUCAUCUCUCAGACGUCGAAGCUACCUCCGCCGAAGAUCAUCUCUCAGGAGAAGAGCAGUUCUAAGGAGACGAAGCUACCUCCGCCGAAGGUCCUCUCUCAGGAGACGAGCAGUUCUGAGGAGACGAAGCUACCUCCGCCGAAGAUCAUCUCUCAGGAGACGAGCAGUUCUGAGGAGACGAAGCUACCUCCGCCGAAGAUCAUCUCUCAGGAGACGAGCAGUUCUGAGGAGACGAAGCUACCUCCGCCGAAGAUCAUCUCUCAGACGUCGAAGCUACCUCCGCCGAAGAUCAUCUCUCAGGAGACGAGCAGUUCUGAGGAGACGAAGCUACCUCCGCCGAAGGUCCUCCCUCAGGAGACGAGCAGCUCUGAGGAGACGAAGCUACCUCCGCCGAAGAUCAUCUCUCAGACGUCGAAGCUACCUCCGCCGAAGAUCAUCUCUCAGGAGACGAGCAGUUCUGAGGAGACGAAGCUACCUCCGCCGAAGAUCAUCUCUCAGACGUCGAAGCUACCUCCGCCGAAGGUCAUCUCUCAGGAGACGAGCAGUUCUGAGGAGACGAAGCUACCUCCGCCGAAGAUCAUCUCUCAGACGUCGAAGCUACCUCCGCCGAAGAUCAUCUCUCAGGAGACGAGCAGUUCUGAGGAGACGAAGCUACCUCCGCCGAAGAUCAUCUCUCAGACGUCGAAGCUACCUCCGCCGAAGAUCAUCUCUCAGGAGACGAGCAGUUCUGAGGAGACGAAGCUACCUCCGCCGAAGAUCAUCUCUCAGACGUCGAAGCUACCUCCGCCGAAGAUCAUCUCUCAGGAGACGAGCAGUUCUGAGGAGACGAAGCUACCUCCGCCGAAGAUCAUCUCUCAGACGUCGAAGCUACCUCCGCCGAAGAUCAUCUCUCAGGAGACGAGCAGUUCUGAGGAGACGAAGCUACCUCCGCCGAAGAUCAUCUCUCAGACGUCGAAGCUACCUCCGCCGAAGAUCAUCUCUGAGGAGACGAAGCUACCUCCGCCGAAGGUCCUCUCUCAGGAGACGAGCAGUUCUGAGGAGACGAAGCUACCUCCGCCGAAGAUCAUCUCUCAGACGUCGAAGCUACCUCCGCCGAAGAUCAUCUCUCAGGAGACGAGCAGUUCUGAGGAGACGAAGCUACCUCCGCCGAAGAUCAUCUCUCAGGAGACGAGCAGUUCUGAGGAGACGAAGCUACCUCCGCCGAAGAUCAUCUCUCAGACGUCGAAGCUACCUCCGCCGAAGAUCAUCUCUCAGGAGACGAGCAGUUCUGAGGAGACGAAGCUACCUCCGCCGAAGAUCAUCUCUCAGACGUCGAAGCUACCUCCGCCGAAGAUCAUCUCUCAGGAGACGAGCAGUUCUGAGGAGACGAAGCUACCUCCGCCGAAGAUCAUCUCUCAGACGUCGAAGCUACCUCCGUCGAAGAUCAUCUCUCAGACGCCGAAGCUACCUCCGCCGAAGAUCGUCUCUCAGGAGACGAGCAGUUCUGAGGAGACGGAGCUACCUCCGCCGAAGAUCAUCUCUCAGGAGACGAAGCUAUCUCAGACGCAGAUCGACGCUAAGAAGACGAAGCUAUCUCCGCCGAAGGUCAUCACUGCGGAGGAGGAGCUACCUCCGUCGACGAUCAUCACUGCGGAGAAGGAGCUACCUCCGACGACGAUCAUCCCUGAGAAGACGAAGCUACCUUCGUCGACGAUCAUCCCUGAGAAGACGAAGCUAUCUUCGUCGAAGGUCAUCACUGCGGAGGAGGAGCUACCUCCGUCGACGAUCAUCAUUGCGGAGAAGGAGCUACCUUCGUCGACGAUCAACCCUGCGGAGAAGGAGCUACCUCCGACGACGAUCAUCCCUGAGAAGACGAAGCUACCUUCGUCGACGAUCAUCCCUGAGAAGACGAAGCUAUCUUCGUCGAAGGUCAUCACUGCGGAGAAGGAGCUACCUUCGCCGACGAUCGUCACUGCGGAGAAGGAGCUACCUUCGUCGCCGUGGCUAUGUUAGACGCCGAACAAGUCCCAGCACUGGAGGGUAUUCCCCGUGGAGUGCAUGGACAGCCUGCUCGGUGACCUGCGGCUCUGGAGUACAGUAUCGCACUCGAUGCUGUGUUGGCUCAACAACGUACUGCGCCACUCGGCCUGACAUCACCGUCCGGCAGGCCUGCACAC
This is a messenger RNA of Sycon ciliatum, 2372 nucleotides long. Its product is annotated as titin-like. The transcript is spliced from 3 exons. The record is from RefSeq and is a predicted model, not a curated record. The annotation marks the transcript as partial. NCBI's taxonomy places the organism in Eukaryota, Metazoa, Porifera, Calcarea, Leucosolenida, Sycettidae.